Symbiodinium sp. CCMP2456 is the source of this 412-nucleotide messenger RNA. The record is from the annotation of a GenBank genome assembly. Lineage: Eukaryota; Dinophyceae; Suessiales; Symbiodiniaceae.
GCCAACUGCACCGUCCAACGUCAAAGUUGCCAGGGGUGCUGCCCAGGGGGAGACAGGCGUGACCCAGACGAGUGCUCCAGGCACCGUACGGAAAAGGGUGCGGAAGCAGCCCAAGCUGAAAGCCACCAGGGUUCCGAAGGUCAAGGUGAGAAAGUUGGGUAAGUCAAGAGAGGGGGCCUCGGAGAACAGCGUCUGGGAUUUCAUCCGCGAGAAGGACAAGCAAGCCAUGGAGGAAGGGGCGUUCAUGGACACUUUCCUUGGGCAGCUUGUCACAACAAUUACGCUGGGCAUUUCCGUCCUUCUCAUCCUAUGGGAGAUCUACUUGAACACGUUGUAUCCGCGUGUGUAUCCAACGUACAACCCGUUGAACCCACAGAUCAUGGUGGACGAAUCCAUGCAGGAGGACCAAUAG